AUGCGUGCAACUGAAUACAACGACGACAACCAGGACCCAAUGGAGACUUCAUCGCCCUCACCUCCUCACGAUCAACCCAAGAUCGCCUCACCCUCAUCGCUCAAAGACGUGUUUGACAGCACAACCGAUCAGGAGACGACGACUACACCGGUUGUUGUUCCGGCUAGUGCUAGUACAGAAGAGCACAACGACAGUGGUCAUCGUUCAUCGGAUUCGUCAUCUAUUUCCUCGGCAUCAAGUCUAUUUGCCAGUAGCCAUAACCAGACCAAUACUGCAACACCUGCUUCUCCAUCAUUUUCCACCAACGGCAGCAGUGGCGGUGAGCUUACAUUAUACAAUAGCAGCGGCAACGGCAGCGGCAGUAAUGGUGCAGCCAACAAGCCCAAGGGUGUUUGUGGAUUGACCAAUCUCGGCAACACGUGUUACAUGAAUUCUGCUUUGCAAUGUCUCAGCAACACGCCUCAGCUAUCAAAGUACUUUCUUGCUGGCAAGUACAAGGAGGAACUAAACCGGGAUAAUCCCCUUGGCAUGAAAGGUCAUGUGGCUGAAGCUUAUGGUAAAUUGAUUGAAACCCUUUGGAGUGGAAAGUCAUCCAGCACAGCACCAAGAGAAUUCAAGCAUACUAUCAGUGAUUUCAAUCAUUCGUUCACUGGAUUCAUGCAACAUGACUCGCAAGAAUUACUCGCAUUUCUGUUGGAUGGUUUACAUGAGGAUUUGAAUCGUAUUCUCUCCAAGCCUUAUCGUGAGCUACCGGACUUUGACAACAUGGCGGAUCAAGAGAUUGCUCAAGAGAGUUGGUCAUAUCACAAAGCUCGCAAUGAUUCCAUUAUCGUUGAUCUUUUCCAAGGGCAGUUCAAGAGCAGACUAACAUGUAAUACAUGUGAAAAGGUGUCGACUACGUUUGAUCCAUUCAUGUACCUAUCGCUGCCAUUGCCUAUUCACAAGAAGAAGCGCAUCAAGUUCAUCUAUGUGCCAUUCAGCCCUUCAUCUCGUACACAACAGCUAUCCUUGGAGGUUCCCAACAAGAUGACUAUUGAUCAAUUCAGAGAUAAAGUUGCCGAAAAGACAAAUAGCAAGAUUGGUGCUUCUCUCCUUGUGGCAGAGGUAUUCAAUGGCAAGCUCUACAAGGUUCUAGACUUGGAUGAUGCCGUCGACACUAUUGGCGAUAGCGAUGAGAUUUACGUCUACCAAUUUCCUGGUAUUGUGCCUACACCUGCUCCCAGCGGCUAUAACAGCUACAGCGGCGGCUAUACAUUGCGUGGUGGAAGAAAUGCGUCAUCCAGCAGUAACAAGCAGCGAGAAAGCAAGAUUAUUGUGAUUCCGAUUUACUGUCGAGCUGUGUCUGAGGAUGGCAAACGUAGUUUAUUCGGUGGACCUUUGAUGUUGAGUUUUCCUAAAGACCUCGCUGACAAACCUGAUCGUAUUCGUCGCGUGGUCACACAUCAGGUUGAACGCCAUGCUACUGUCAAAUUAUUUGAGGAAGUUCCUACUGAUGCCCAAGCCAACCAAUCUCAGUUGCAACCACUACCUGGUCUUUUCAAGAUGAAGAUUAUUCCUGAAGAACGUUCAUAUACCGGUGAUUCGAAUAUCAUUCCUACUGGUUUUUCAACUUGGUUUGGUCGAGAGGAUCUUGAGGAUUUGGAAGAAAGAGGAGCCAAAAAUCAGCGAUUGAGAGAGGAGGAAGCAAAACGUCCUGCUACCAACAAGAGCAAUGACGAUGAUGUGCGCAAUGAUGUACGAAGAUCAUGGGAAAAACGUCAACAUGGGCGAAAGUCGGACAAAAUGAUGGCAAGACGUGGUAGCGGUUCAUUCAAUCCAGGAAGCAGAUAUCGAAGUGGCAGCACUAGCAGUAGCAGUGAUCAUGAUGAACCAGAGCCAGCACCCAAAGCCGAUAUUGUACAAGGAGAAGGCCUCAUAUUGGAUUGGCCUAUCGAGAAGGCUGAGGAAGUAUUUGGAUAUGACAUUGUUCACGCUGGCACAAGCAACCCAGGCUGGAAAGAUGUGGACAUGCUCGAUGAAGAUAUUGAUCAACAAGAAGAGAUGGCUGCAAAGAAGAACAAGAACGUUACAUUGGCCGAUUGUUUAACCGAGUUUACCAAGGAGGAGCUUUUGAGUGAGGAGGAUCUAUGGUAUUGCCCACGUUGCAAGGAACAUAAGCGUGCAUCCAAAAAGUUUGAUUUAUGGCGUCUACCUGAAAUCCUGGUCGUCCAUCUCAAGCGUUUCACUCACACUCGUUCAUGGCGCGACAAGAUUGAUGAUUUCAUCGAUUUCCCUCUCAAGGAGCUUGAUCUCACGGAUCGUGUAUUAAGUGUCAAGAAUCCAGAUGAUAUUCCCAAGGAUGAACGAUAUAUCUAUGACUUGUACGGAGUGGAUAAUCACUUUGGAGGCAUGGGUGGAGGCCAUUAUACUGCAUGUGCACAAAACUGGAUGGAUGAAAAAUGGUACAACUUUGAUGACUCUCAUGUCACAGAAGUAGAUGAAGGCAAUGCAAAGUCAAGGGCGGCUUAUCUUCUCUUUUACAAACGUCGACGACAAACACCAUCACCUUCACUUUAA
This is a messenger RNA of Lichtheimia ornata, 2556 nucleotides long. RefSeq lists its product as uncharacterized. Gene Ontology annotation, biological process: protein deubiquitination. NCBI's taxonomy places the organism in Eukaryota, Fungi, Mucoromycota, Mucoromycetes, Mucorales, Lichtheimiaceae. Gene Ontology annotation, molecular function: cysteine-type deubiquitinase activity. The coding region runs from base 1 to 2556 and encodes 851 amino acids. The transcript has 7 exons. The record is from RefSeq and is a predicted model, not a curated record.